Molecule: messenger RNA, 2695 nt
Organism: Capsella rubella
Lineage: Eukaryota; Viridiplantae; Streptophyta; Magnoliopsida; Brassicales; Brassicaceae
Product: homeobox protein HAT3.1
Exons: 9
Coding region: 210-2417 (735 amino acids)
Biological process (GO): regulation of DNA-templated transcription; chromatin organization
Cellular component (GO): nucleus
Molecular function (GO): DNA binding; chromatin binding
Source: RefSeq, a predicted model, not a curated record
CCAGUUACUUUCUUCUCGAAAAAUAAUAUCGCGGGACAUUUCGCGGGCGAGGGAAAAAGGUAAAGUGUUUGGCGGACAGAGAGAUCGAAGAACCUGACAUUUUAGUUUAUAGGAAUCUACGAGCGUAUUUAAAACCUUUGCUGAUUUGGAAACGCCUGAUUGCUUUAUCUUCGAGGAUAGCAGAAUAAACUCUUAUCUGGUUGUAGAAAAUGAAUGGAGCAGCUUGUAAACGGGUUACUAGGAGUAGUGCAUCUGGUUCGAAGCAGAUAAAUGUAGAUUGCGGAAGAGAGGUUAAUCCAACUGUUGACAAUGCAUCUGAACAAGGCAAUGCCUCCGUACCUCUAAAACCAUCAGUGGCAGGGAGUAACAUGCCAAAUGAUGCAAACGAAGAUGGGCAUUUGCAUCAUGAAAUUAGGGAAAAUGGAAAUGGGAAGGAAGUACAGAAACCAUCUCCUCAAACCGAGAAGAAGAGAUCUAAUGCCAAAACCAAAUUUUCAGGGUCUCAUCGCGAACUUGUCCUCGGUCUUCCUUGCAGUGGACAAUUUGAUAUCCAGCUGUCCAAGUCAUCUAAGAGUUCAAAGAGGUUAGGAGGAGGUGGUGAAAGGAAGGUGUUGUUUUCAAGCCACAAGAGUGCUCAGAAAUCUAAAGAAGCUGCUGGACCAUCUUUGGUUCCUGCUAAUAACAAACCUGUAGGUAGACCAAAGAAAAGAAAUAAGACUAUGAAGAAAGGACAAGUUAGAGAAGAUGAUGAGUACACAAGAAUCAAAAAGAAACUUCGAUACUUUCUAAACCGGAUCAGCUAUGAGCAAAACCUUAUUGAUGCCUAUUCUUUAGAAGGAUGGAAAGGUUCAAGCCUGGAAAAGCUAAGGCCAGAGAAAGAGCUUGAACGAGCCACACAGGAAAUUCUGCGGCGCAAGCUUAAAAUUAGAGAUCUUUUUCAGCACCUGGACACACUCUGUGCUGAAGGAAGCCUUCCAGAGUCUUUAUUUGAUUCUGAUGGAGAGAUUUCGAGCGAGGAUAUCUUCUGUGCAAAAUGUGGCUCUAAGGACUUGUCUGUUGAUAAUGAUAUCAUACUAUGUGAUGGGUUUUGCGACCGAGGCUUUCACCAAUACUGUCUUGAACCACCUUUGCGAAAAGAAGAUAUUCCUCCUGAUGAUGAGGGUUGGCUAUGCCCCGGUUGUGAUUGCAAAGAUGACAGCUUGGACUUGCUUAAUGAUUCUCUAGGGACAAAACUUUCGGUCAGCGACAGUUGGGAGAAAAUAUUUCCUGAGGCAGCAGCAUUAUUGUCUGGUGGAGAUCAAAAUCUGAAUUGUGAUCUUCCGUCAGAUGAUUCUGAUGAUGAAGAGUAUAAUCCAGAUGGUUUGAAUGAUAAUGAAAAUGAAGAAGAUAACAGUGAAGAGUCUGAGAACGAAGAUGGUAGUUCUGAUGAAUCUGAUUUCACUUCUGCAUCUGACGAAAUGAUUGAGUCAUUUAAAGAAGGGAAAGAUAUAAUGAAAGAUAUAAUGGCCCUUCCAUCUGAUGAUUCUGAGGAUGAUGACUAUGAUCCUGAAGCCCCUACUCGUGAUGAAGAUGAAAUACAAGAAAGUUCAAAUUCUGAUUGUACAUCAGACUCUGAGGAUAUUGAAACUUCCUUCAAAGGAAAUGAGUCUAAUCAGCAAGAAAAAGUUACACCACUUGAGGAUCCUGGCAGAAAGAAAUUUCAGCUCCCGUGUGAAGCCAUUUCAGAGUCAGAUGCUGUGCUUGAUGAUGGUCUUGCCGGUGUUCCCAAAAGGAGGAAUGUUGAAAGGCUGGAUUACAAAAAGUUGUAUGAUGACGAAUAUGAGAAUGUUCCAUCUUCCUCAAGUGAUGAUGAUGAUUGGGAUACAACUGCAAAAAUGGGAAAAGAAAAUUCUGAGUCAGAAGAUGAAGGGGACACUGCGCCUCUGAAACAAUCUUCAAGUGCUGAAGAUCAUACGUCUAAGAAACCUAGAAGGAAGUCGAAAAGGGCAGAUAAAAAUGAUACUUUAAAAGUGCGAGAACAAGGUCCUGGAGAAAAUGGUUGUUCUGGACCUUCUGGUGAAAAAAGCAGCUCUUCAGCUUAUAAACAGACAGAUCCAAAAGCUCAGAGAUUAUACAUAUCCUUUCAAGAGAAUCAAUAUCCAGACAAAGCCACAAAGGAGAGCUUAGCGAAGGAGCUACGAAUGACAAUUACGCAAGUUAGUAACUGGUUUAAGUAUAAGCGCUAUUCGACAAACAGCAAAGCUGUGGUUUCAGAGGAAGAUGUUGAGAAGUCAAAAACAGGCAAGGAAGGUGAAUGUGGGAGAUCUGUUGCUGGAAGUAGCAAACAAACUACUAUGGAAACCGCGUCAGUUGCAGGGAACAAGAGUGUAGCACUGGAAUCAACCAAACCUGGAUCAAGGAAAAGAAGGAGAAGGUAGAAUUAAGACUCAAUCAUGACGGUUUAUAUCUAAUGCAAGGACAUACAUGAACACAUACUCCCAAAAACCCCAAGAUAUGAAGACAUGAAACCCGACCGCAAAUCAUCGGGGUUGUUCUGUUUUAUACACAUCUUUUGGGUACUUGUGAAUCAGAAGACCUCGAAUUUGAGGCAAAAGAAUGAAAUAUUUCUUCAAAAUAAGAGGAUAUGUUCAUUUUUAACAGUUAAAGAAGUUUUCAUAAGACUUGUGUUCAUGAUUAUGGAAGGUUUUUUGAGAUA